Molecule: messenger RNA, 2417 nt
Organism: Physeter macrocephalus (sperm whale)
Lineage: Eukaryota; Metazoa; Chordata; Mammalia; Artiodactyla; Physeteridae
Gene: CGN
Product: cingulin
Exons: 10
Coding region: 373-1872 (499 amino acids)
Biological process (GO): microtubule cytoskeleton organization
Cellular component (GO): myosin complex; bicellular tight junction
Molecular function (GO): microtubule binding
Source: RefSeq, a predicted model, not a curated record
UGUGAAGAGGCUUCCAAGGCAAGGGGAGUGGGCACAGGGCUUAGGAGGUGGAGGCUGAGGGGUCUGGAGGGCUGAGGAGCCAGAGGGCGUGGAAAAUUACCUAUCAUGGGUAUGUAUAGACCAAAUACCUUGGUCCUAGGUGUGUGGUUAAAAGUAGCCAGGAUGUGGCAGGGGGAGGUUGGGCUGUACCUGGUGACACCCAUUGCAUCUCUGUAGGGGUGGGAUUCUCAGGGAAGCCUCUGGCUGGUGGCACUACCCCUCUCCACACCUGGGUUCGUGUGAGCUCUCUUUGGGGUGGCUUUCCUGGGAGUCGCCAAUGACCUUGAGCCCUGGGGUCUGAGCCACCUCUCCCUGAACCGGCCUCAGGCUCAGAUGGCAGCAGAGGCAGAAGCGGCAGUGCUGGGGCAGCGUCGGACAGCAGUGGAAACGACGCUUCGGGAGACCCAGGAGGAAAAUGAUGAAUUCCGACGGCGCAUCCUGGGUCUGGAGCAGCAGCUGAAGGAGGCACGAGGCUUGGCGGAGGGUGGGGAAGUGGCGGAGGCUCGGCUUCGGGACAAGGUGCAGCGGUUAGAGGCAGAGAAACAGCGGCUAGAGGAGGCCCUGAACACAGCUCAGGAAGAGGAGGGGAGCCUGGCAGCAGCCAAGCGGGCACUGGAGGCACGGCUGGAAGAGGCCCAGCGGGGGCUGGCCCGCCUGGGACAGGAGCAGCAGGCUCUGAACCGGGCCCUGGAGGAGGAGGGGAAGCAGCGGGAGGCACUCCGGCGCAGCAAGGCUGAGCUGCAGGAGCAGAAGCGCUUGCUGGACAGGACUGUGGACCGGCUGAACCAGGAGCUGGAGCAGAUUGGGCAUGACUCUAAGCAAGCCCUGCAGCAGCUCCAGGCCCAGCUGGAGGAUUACAAGGAAAAGGCCCGGCGGGAGGUGGCAGAUGCCCAGCGCCAGGCCAAGGAGUGGGCCAGUGAGGCUGAGAAGACCGCUGGAGGGCUAAGCCGGCUUCAGGAUGAGACUCAGAGGCUGCGGCAGGGCCUGCAGGCAUCCCAGGCUGAGCGGGACUCUGCCCGGCUGGACAAAGAGCUGCUGGUCCAGCGACUGCAGGGGCUGGAGCAAGAGGCAGAGAACAAAAAACGCUCCCAGGAUGACAGGAGCCGUCAGCUUAAGGGCCUUGAGGAAAAAGUAUCACGGCUGGAGGUGGAGUUAGAUGAGGAGAGGAGCACUGUGGAGCUGCUGACGGAACGAAUGAAUCGUGGUCGGGACCAGGUGGACCAGCUGAGAACAGAGCUCAUGCAGGAGAGGUCUGCUCGGCAGGACCUGGAGUGUGACAAAAUCUCCUUGGAGAGACAGAACAAGGACUUGAAGAGCCGGCUGGCCAGCUCAGAAGGCUUCCAGAAGCCCAGCGCUAGCCUCUCUCAGCUUGAGUCCCAGAAUCGGGAGUUGCAGGAGCGGCUGCAGGCUGAAGAGAGGGAGAAGACAGUUCUGCAGUCCACCAACCGAAAACUGGAGCGGAGAGUUAAAGAGCUGUCCAUCCAGAUUGAUGAUGAACGACAGCAUGUGAAUGACCAGAAAGACCAGCUAAGCCUGAGGGUGAAGGCUUUGAAGCGGCAGGUGGAUGAAGCCGAAGAGGAAAUUGAGCGACUGGAUGGCCUGAGGAAGAAGGCCCAGCGUGAGCUGGAGGAACAGCAUGAGGUCAAUGAACAGCUCCAGGCCCGGAUCAAAGUCCUGGAGAAGGACUCCUGGCGCAAAGCUUCCCGCUCAGCUGCUGAGUCAACUCUCCAACAUGAAGGGCUGAGCUCAGAUGAGGAAUUUGACAGUGUCUACGAUCCUUCCUCCAUCGCCUCACUGCUUACGGAGAGCAACCUGCAGACUAGCUCCUGUUAGCUCGUGGUCCACAAGGGCCCAUGAACCACACCUGAGGCCUAUCUUGGCCAGUCCUGCUCUGCUCUGCCCAGCCUCAGAUUCCUCAUCCCUGUGGGGGACCCAGUCAUUCAGACCUAAGACAGGGAGGGGUGUGAGUGAAGGCAAUAAAAAAGGCAUCAGCGCUAAGCCGGUAGACACACUUUCCCUUUCCUCUGGAGGAGUGGGCAUUUUAGGCCAACUGAGCCCCCUCCUUAAGUGCCGACCCCCUCCUCUGCUCCCUCACAGCAGUAGGUUGGUCAGCAUAUAGGCUGAGGGGGAUUGAGCAGGAUAGGAAGGGAUAGAAAUUGCCAUGUAUAUAAAGCUUUAUUUCUUUAGCCCUUAACCCCAGGCUCAGGGAAAUACCCUAUGUGAUUCUGCCCCCUUGACUCUUGCAACUCAUUUCCUUCCCAUUCUGGAGCAGGGUAAGGGGAACAUUAUGGGUAAUGGACAUGCUGGCGUGGCUCUACCCACUUCUCAAAGGCUCUUCUUUGCACAGUCAUGGGGCCCAUGUGGUAGUCCCCACCUGU